AUUCGGGAAACCCGGCCUGGAAGAACUCCAUAUAAAUACCUUGAUCGUCCAAAGCUUUUCCAAUAAACAAAGUCCCUCUUCCCAAAUUCCAAGUAUCUGCAGCGAGGGGCUCUAGAUUUUGCGAAGACGGGACGCUAAUGAAGAAAAGGAAACAAAAAGGCAGGACACAGAGAAAGGUAAAUAGAAAAAAGGGCAAGUUGAUGGAGGUCACCAACACAGACGAAAGAGCAGUUAAUGUGGACAGGAUCUCUGAGUUGCCUGAACACAUUUUACAUCACAUCCUUUGUCUUCUCCGCUGGCCAACAGAUUUAGCAAGAACUAGCAUUUUAUCUAAGAAGUGGAACAUCAUUUGGCAAUCUUUCACAUCCUUUGAUUUUGAUCAGAGGCGCUUCCUAUGUCUAAAUGGUGCAGAUAAAUGGGAUCAUAUCCAACCUUUACCUUUGGAUAAACAGAGCAUAAUUUACAAACAGGUGUUUAGGGAAUCCCUGGGGGGUCCAGAGAUGCCACUAAUACAAAAGUUCAUUCUGUUUGUCGAGAAUACCUUAACAACCAGAAUUGACCAGUUGCCAAGUAUACAAAAAUUCAGGCUGCAUGUCUUCUUUUGUGUUGAUCUUUUCAUUCCCCUUAUGGAUCGCUGGAUAAGUAUUGCUACUGACAAGAAUGUUAAUGAGCUUGAUAUCCAUGCAAAAAUGAGUGGCAAAUUUUACGUUCUGCCUCAGGCUGUCUUUGCGUCCAGGACAAUUACUUCAUUGAAGCUCUAUGGAUGUGGAGUGGGUGAUUCUGCUGCCAUAAAGCUCCAAAACCUGCGGGAGUUAUCCAUGAAAGCAAUGUGUAUCAAUGAGAAUAUAGUCCAUAAGUUUGUCCAUGGAUGCCCUUUGAUCGAGGAUAUGCGACUGAUCAAUUGCUAUGGUUUGAAAUUCGUGCAUAUUUCAUCUCUGCCUAAACUAAAUAAGUUUGAAGUAUAUGAGCGAUCGAGCCUCAGGUCAAUCAAACUUGAGGCACCCAAUCUUGAGACGUUUUUGUUCCAUGGGAAGAAAUCUUCAAAGUGCAAAUUAAUGUUAGCAGGGUGCAGAAAUCUUAAGAAUUUGACUUUGAGGCAUGCACAUAUGUCGGAUAAAACCUUUCAGGAGCAUAUCUCCCACUUCCCCUUACUUGAAAAUUUGUUCCUGUUGGAAUGUCAGACGUUGCAGAGAAUUACAAUAUUGAGUGACAAGCUGAAGAAACUCUCUUUGGUAAGGUGCCACAAACUAAAGGAAGCCAAUAUUGAUGCAUCAAAUCUACUUUCAUUUGAAUAUACUGGGGCUGAGCUCCCUUUUUCUUCCAUGAAUGUUUCACGGCUGCAAGAAGUGAAGCUUCAAUUGAAAUCCCAAAAACAGAAGUUUGUGCAGAAAUUCAUUGAAGGGUUUGAUGGCAAAGGUUUCAAGUUGUUUCUUGCCUCCAAACAGGAUGUGCAUAUCUAUGAUGAAUUGAGAGGACUUCGUCUUCCUCAUUCCGGAGUAUACAAGAUACAAUUGACUAAAUCAGCAAGAAUGCUGGAAAAUCUUCUCAAUGGCCACUUGCGAGAUUUUUACCCAAAAAAUCUUACCUUAAAGACAUCUCUCACAAGCGACCUCCUCGCGUUCAUACAGGAGAGGAGAUUGAACAAAGAGAAGACUCCUAGCUGUUGUAAAUUUUACUCAAAGAAAUGCUGGCGGCAUUAUUUAGAAGCCAUUAAAAUGUCUGAGUAUCCAAAUGCUUCUUGUGCGGAGAAUCCUAGUAUAAGCUUGGAAUUACUAUGGAACGAGGAUUUGCCUCUGCUGGAAGACUUGGGGAUAACAAGAGAGUUUCUGGUGCACAAGGAUACAGAGCUAACGGAUACAGACGAGUAAUAUAUAGGACAUGUAUUCAUCAGCUGUAUUUAUCAAGUCAUCAAUUUGGACUAAUUUGCGUUUUUAGAUUAUUUUACUAUCAGAUGAUUUCAUCGGAUUUUGGUUGAUCCCGCCCCUUAUCUGUCCCAAACUGAGCAUGGUCAAAAUGAAGAACGUUCUUUUCAUGGGAGUA
Messenger RNA from Capsicum annuum, 2040 nucleotides. Its product is annotated as putative F-box/LRR-repeat protein At5g02700. Gene Ontology annotation, molecular function: protein binding. Bases 138 to 1868 code for a protein of 576 amino acids. Lineage: Eukaryota; Viridiplantae; Streptophyta; Magnoliopsida; Solanales; Solanaceae. The transcript is spliced from 4 exons. The record is from RefSeq and is a predicted model, not a curated record.